UUGCGAGGCGCGCGCCGUGCUGGUUGCGGUACCUGCUCGCGUUGCUCUCGGCAUGGAGGAAAUCUACGCCAAGUUUGUGUCUCAGAAAAUUAGCAAAACCCGCUGGCGGCCGGUGCCUGCGGGGAGCCUGCAGACUGCGGAGACCUUCGCUACGGGCUCUUGGGACAAUGAGGAAAAUCGUGUUUCACUGUGGUCUAUUGGAGAUUUUGGGAACUUGGAUUCUGAUGGAGGGUUUGAAGGAGACCAUCAGUUAUUGUGCGAUAUCAAACACCAUGGUGAUGUGAUGGACUUACAGUUCUUUGACCAGGAAAGGAUUGUAGCUGCUUCAUCAACAGGAUCUGUAACACUUUUCCUUCACCAUCCAAAUAACCAGACUCUUUCAGUCGGCCAGCAGUGGACAGCAGCUCACUACCACACAAGCCCGGGCAGCCCUUCCUGUCGCAGUGCACCGUGCACGGGUGUUGUGUGCAGCAACCCAGAAAUCGUCACAGUUGGAGAAGAUGGUCGGAUAAAUCUCUUCAGAGCUGAUCACAAGGAAGCUGUGAGAACCAUAGACAAUGCAGAUAGCAGCACGCUCCAUGCUGUGACCUUCCUUCGAACUCCAGAGAUUCUUACAGUUAAUUCAAUUGGACAGUUAAAAAUAUGGGAUUUCAGACAACAAGGAAAUGAGCCCUCUCAGAUUUUAUCACUGACUGGUGACCGAGUACCACUCCACUGUGUUGAUCGACAUCCCAACCAGCAGCACGUUGUAGCUACUGGGGGCCAGGAUGGAAUGUUGAGUAUUUGGGACGUUAGACAAGGUACUAUGCCCGUGUCUCUGCUGAAGGCCCAUGAAGCUGAAAUGUGGGAAGUUCACUUCCACCCAUCCAAUCCAGAUCACCUCUUUACUUGUUCUGAAGAUGGGUCCCUCUGGCACUGGGACGCAUCCACAGACGCACCUGAAAAGUCAUCACUCUUUCACGAAGGAGGAAGAAGUAGUAUUUUUUUGUUUCACAGCAUUAGUAACCAGGCUAAUGUUCACCAGUCUGUCAUAAGCUCCUGGCUCAGCACUGAUCCUGCAAAAGACUGUAUUGAAAUCACAAGCUUGCUUCCCAAUAGGACUUUGUCUGUGAACAGUUUGGAUGUUUUGGGUCCUUGCCUUGUUUGUGGAACCGACGCAGAAGCAAUUUAUGUUACUAGACAACUAUUUUCAUGAAAAUACUAUAAUUAUAAGAUGUCAGGUAAAAACAUACCGUUAACCUUUCAAAUGCCAACUUCUAUGCAAAUUUUUAUUAUUGGAAAAUGUGAAAUUUGCAAGGGAAGCAUCAGUAAACUGUUGUUAAUGUCAAUGCCCAGUUUCAGAUUUUAUUAGUUGGCUCUUCCCCUAAGAGUUGCAGAAUCUGAUCGAUGACUGAUAGCAGGAGGGUUGCAACACGCGGAAGAUGCUUGUGCUGAUGAAUACGCUGCUGUCACACAGACUCUGGACAGCUCGUGGGACUUAGUCUUCAUUUUUGGUGUUGUGAGACACUGUCAAACACCAAGGGGUUCCUGUCCUUUCCAUCAACAGUAUGUGAGGCAUGACCUAUACCCUUCCCUGGUGGCAUUAGCCAGUGUUAAUGUUUGUUCUUUUUAUGGCAAGUAUUUUCUUCAAUCCUUCCAUAUUUUAUUUCCUUAAUAGUUUUAAUAAACUUUUUCAGAAAGAAUUGAGGAGUACAAAAAUGGUGAAUUUUUUUGUGUUCACAUUUUUUUCAAGAUGAAGAUGUUUUGACAGGUGCCUUUAUUAGACUAAGUUUGAACAGAACUCUGUGAACUACUUACACCCAACUUUAUUUUUCUUGAAAAGAAAAAUUCAUUUUUGCUAAGGAUUUUUGCUUUUGUUUAGUUUUACAGUGUAGUUGAAAAUUGCCAAACUGGACAUUGUGCAAUAAAAUAGAAUUUGACAUUGAUAAGUGAGCCAACUUAAAAAUUAAAAAUUUGAUAGGUAACAUGUAUGAGACUAGUAUGAUGUAGUAAGACUAUAGAAUUCUGCCAUCUUUAUCCUUAUGCAGAACGUUAAUGAUGACUUAAUAUGUAGUGUUUUAAGACACUUUAUGACGUCGUCUUUCCAGAGCUUCUUCGAUUGAAUGCAUUAUUGAACUAAGGCCUUAAUGACAAGUCACUGCUAUAACACAGUUGAAGUGUUGGUUCAUUUACUUUAGAAUUCCAACCAUGGUAAUUAUGGUAAAAUUUUCCUUUUCUGUCCUAAUAAAUAUUUUCAAUUUUUUAUGCCACCUUAUCUCAGGCUUUUUUGAUCUUUGGUUUUUUGUCAACAUUUUUAAAUGGACUAUGUAUAUGCAUCUGCUUUUUUAUAUAUAUGUGACUCAAGAAUAUUUGAUUAAAGAUAAUUAGUAACUUUGAAUUCCAAAGAAUCAGAGGAGGAAAGAAAAUGUUGCUGAUAGGAGUUUUUAACCUGUUUAUAGUUUUAGUGCUGGGACUAAUUUUUAAGACUUUCUGUUAUUACAAAAGCAAUUCAUUACAGGAAAAAAACAGAUACAGUCAAAAGAAAAUUUUUAAAUACUUAUAAUCUCAAACAGACAAUAGUCUUUUCAUAGCCUUUUUUAUACAUCAACAUAUAUAAUUUUUUUUGUAAAAAUGACAUAUAUCAUACAUAUUAUAUGUGUGGAUGCACAUCCCCUAGCAGUAAACACAUGGAUUCAGUAAGAAAAACAGCUAUGAAUUUUUCUUUGACUUUCUGUUUCCUUCGUGCCAAUGUCUUGCUGCAGCCUAAGCUGCAGUGCCCCUCCCUUCAGCCAGUACAGGCCCUAACAGUCAGCAGGCUGACAUCCUUGUUGUGAGUGCGCCCAGAGUUGCUCUCACUCCUGGAAGACCCUAGCUCCCAGGUGGCACAUUUUCCAUGUAUGGUGAAUAGUAAUCUUGUUGUGCCUCUGUGUUCAUCUGCGUUAUCUGCUGCUGAAAAGUUUGAAGGUUUCAUACAUGUCGUCAGCACCCUUCUCGGUUUCCAGCAGCAAUGUAUACAGUUUCCUUUGAUCAUUCUAGUCAGCAUUGAUAGAAGGAGGGAGCCAGACGUGUAGGCCUAGGCAGUUUGGACUGAAAACAAGUUUUAAGUUUGAAGCUUUGCUUUGAUUUAAGGGUAUUUGUAACCGUAAGUAAAAGAAAGUACAUUUGAAUAGUGUUACAUUUCCUAUCAGUUGAUGAGUUCUGCUAGAUUUAAUAAGAAACAUAAGCUUUACGUAGUGUAAAUAAAACCCUAAUUUAUGAAUUUGUGCAUUGUCACUUACCACCUUUAUUCAUGAAACUCAAAUAGUUUUUUAUGAGGGCUGCAGGAUCUCAGAGGUGAAAGGUACCUUGGAGGACAUCUCCAACCUAAAUUUAAUCAUCUUUCCACAGCAUUCCUAACAAAUUAUCAUCCAACCUCUACUUGAAAAUAUACUGUGAUAAAGUUUCCCAUUCCCCAAGGCAGCCUCUCCUCCUCUGGACAGCUCUAAUUGUUACAGCAUUAUAGCAGGGUUUUAGUAUGGGAGUGGGAUCCAAGACAAUCCUGUAAAACAGGCAGAAUCAUGUGAUUGUGAGUUAACAAAAUGAUCUUGUGAGCCUAUUAUGAGAGAACCAAUCACCAAUCGGUUUAUGAAAUUGGCACU
Molecule: messenger RNA, 3617 nt
Organism: Equus quagga
Lineage: Eukaryota; Metazoa; Chordata; Mammalia; Perissodactyla; Equidae
Gene: NUP43
Product: nucleoporin 43
Exons: 8
Coding region: 53-1195 (380 amino acids)
Cellular component (GO): nuclear pore outer ring
Molecular function (GO): protein binding
Source: RefSeq, a predicted model, not a curated record